AUGUUGAUAGAGGAGCUGUCAUUUUCUGACCUCGAGCUUACAGCCGAACAUCUACGCGGAGAUAUCCACAGAGCUGGGGAGGACCCUAUUCUCUUCAUUUGCGCUCUCACCCACUGGUCUCAUUCUUGGAACACAAUAGUUCUACCUCGUAUGGAGAAGGAUGCCGACUUCCGCCGCUCCCUCUCACCAACAGCCCAGAAGGCCUGCGAUAUUGUUCGUCGCAUCCGGAGCGAAGAACAGAAUACGAUCUGGCGCCAAGUAUGCAAUGAUGAGGGUGGUGAAGAAGAACUAUAUCCCGGAAUGAUGUUCAUGUUGGCAAAGAGGCGCAUGGAGUCCACGAAGCUAUGGAAAAUCGCGUGCAGAAUGCCCAAGGGCGCCCUUCUUCAUUGCCACAUGUCAGCAAUGGUGGAUCUUGGCUGGCUCUAUGAGAAAACACUGGCGACGCCGGGAAUGUAUUUUUACUCAACGGUACCGCUACACUCUGAGAGUAAUCGCCGCACGGCUGCGGUGCGGUUUACUUACUCGAGCGCCGUGCCGAAAGCCUCUGCAUCGGUCUGGAAAUCCGGAUAUGAACCUGGUACGCUGAUUGAUGCCAAUGCUGCUGCGGAUAGUUUCCCGGAUGGUGGUCGGAAGGGUUUUAUCUCGUGGCUGAAGGAUAGGACAUCAAUUGUCGCAAAAGACUCUAUAGAGCACCAUCUUGGUGUCGACGCGAUCUGGCGGAAGUUUACGUCUGCGUUUGUCACUUUGGGCUCGAUUACGUAUUAUGAGCCCAUUCUACGCGCUUUUAUCCAGAAGUUACUUGAGACGAUCGCGAAAGAUGGAGUCCAGUGGGUGGAAUUUAGAGAUGCAUUUACAGAGCCAUAUUGGCGUGAACAUGAGGAUGCUCCCUGUGGAGAUUUCAGCGAGAUGGUGCGAGCCAUCGGAGAGGAGAUCGAGAAGUUCAAGGCGACGAAGCUGGGUGAGAAUUUUUGGGGGGGACGUAUCAUCUGGACGGGGAUACGGUCCAUGGGCACGGAACAAAUAAUUCAAAACAUGCAAAAUUGCAUUCUUGCCAAAAAGGCACACCCGCAUUUAAUCGCCGGCUUCGAUCUCGUGGGCCAGGAAGAUAUGGGGCGCACUCUCAAAGACUUGACCCCGGAGUUGAUAUGGUUCAGGCAAAAAUGCAUCGAGGAGAAGCUGGAGAUACCCUUCUUUUUCCAUGCGGGAGAGUGUCUAGGGGAUGGCGAUGGCACAGAUGAGAAUCUCUACGACGCCAUCUUGCUCAGGACUCGACGCAUCGGGCACGCUUUCUCGCUAUACAAACAUCCUGAUCUGAUUGAUCUAGUCAAGGAAAAGAAAAUACUUAUUGAAUCGUGUCCGAUUUCAAAUGAAGUUCUGAGAUUGACGGCAACGGUCCUGGCGCAUCCCCUUCCCGCGCUGCUAGCUCGUGGUGUCCCAGCAUCACUUAGCAACGAUGAUCCCGCUCUCCUAGGCCAAGGCACCUCGGGAAUGUCUCAUGACUUUUGGUCGGCACUGCAAGGUUGGGAGAACCUCGGGCUGGCUGGGCUGGGAUCACUGGCAGAGAAUAGUGUUCGGUGGGGCAUAUAUGAAGACCAGACUGAGGACGAGUGGCUUCAGGAUAUUGAACUUGGCAUCAAUGGCAGUGGUAUCCGUGCUGAAAGGAUAAAGCGUUGGCAGGAGUCGUGGGAGGGAUUCUGCCAAUGGAUUGUGGAUGAGUAUGGGGAUUAG
Histoplasma capsulatum G186AR is the source of this 1728-nucleotide messenger RNA. Its product is annotated as adenosine deaminase. Gene Ontology annotation, molecular function: adenosine deaminase activity. NCBI's taxonomy places the organism in Eukaryota, Fungi, Ascomycota, Eurotiomycetes, Onygenales, Ajellomycetaceae. The coding region runs from base 1 to 1728 and encodes 575 amino acids. The record is from RefSeq and is a predicted model, not a curated record. The transcript has 3 exons. Gene Ontology annotation, biological process: inosine biosynthetic process; adenosine catabolic process.